Molecule: messenger RNA, 1286 nt
Organism: Corylus avellana
Lineage: Eukaryota; Viridiplantae; Streptophyta; Magnoliopsida; Fagales; Betulaceae
Source: RefSeq, a predicted model, not a curated record
GAUCUCUAACAAGGGUUUGAUGAAGACAUUAGCCCAUCAAUUAGUAGAACGCCUUUGGUUAAUGGUUGGAGUUCCUGGCAACAAGUUCUCAUCAAACAUGGUUAUGAAUUUAAUUUUAGAAGCUACAAAAGUUGGAAAUGUUGAAUAUCUAAUUAUACUUCUACGCUCUUAUCCUGACCUAAUAUGGCAAGUAAACGAAAAUAACAUGAGUUUAUUUCACAUUGCUAUUUUAUAUAGGCAAGAGAGUGUGUUCAAUCUAAUAUAUGAGCUAGGUAGUAACAAGAAUUACCUCGCAUCAUGUAAAACUUUCGAAACGAACGAGAACAUGCUACAUUUAGCUGGACAAUUGGCUCCUUUAGAUCGACUAAAUAUCGUAUCAGGAGCAGCUCUUCAAAUGCAACGUGAGUUGUUAUGGUUUAAGGAGAUAGAAAAGAUUGUGCCACUGUCAUAUGUGAACAUGAAGAAUUUUGCGGGUGAAACACCUAAGGAGAUAUUUAUAAAGAGACAUACAGGUUUGCAGAAAGAUGGCGAAAAGUGGAUGAAGGACACAUCAAACUAUUGCAUGCUCGUGGCGACAUUGAUUGCUACUGUGAUUUUUGCUGCAGCCUUUACUGUACCAGGUGGCAACAAUCAAGAAACAGGCACUCCUAUUUUAUUGAGAAGUAACUGGCUUAUGAUAUUCUUCAUAUCAGAUGCAAUAGCACUAUGUUCCUCUUCGACUUCAAUAGUAAUUUUUUUGUCAAUUCUCACGUCACGUUACACAGAAGAGGAUUUUUUCAAGUCAUUACCCUCAAAGUUGGUGUUUGGACUUGCCACACUCUUCAUCUCCAUGGCGGGCAUGAUGGUAGCCUUCAGUGCAACUUGUUUUUUGGUGUAUAGUAACGCAAGGGCAUGGGUUCCGGUUGUUGUAAUCACUUCGGUUACUAUUCCACUUACUUCCUUUGUUGUGCUACAUCAUACACUUUGGGUCGAUACAUUCCUCUCAACAUACAAGUCUAGAUUUCUUUUUCGGCCAAAUAAACGUAAACUUUUCUAGCAGAAGAUGUUGUUUGGGGAAUUAAUGAGCAUAAAAUAUGAAAUACAAGUCAAUCGAAAGGAAGGAAAAUUGUCGAAGGUUCAUGGGAUGUUGAACAAGGAAGGCCAAGGAAAGAAUUGAGCAAACGAAGACUUAAUUUGGAUUUGAUGGUUCGUCUUUAACUAUUUCCAUCAAGACUUACGAUCCUGGGGUUUAUACAUUUUCGCAUUGUCUUUUUCUUGAUUGUGAAUCCACAAUUGCUUUGAUUGAA